Molecule: messenger RNA, 1329 nt
Organism: Chenopodium quinoa (quinoa)
Lineage: Eukaryota; Viridiplantae; Streptophyta; Magnoliopsida; Caryophyllales; Amaranthaceae
Exons: 3
Coding region: 1-1329 (442 amino acids)
Source: RefSeq, a predicted model, not a curated record
AUGGAGGAAGAAGCAGCAGAUGGCUACAUAGAGUCUCCUUUCUUAGAAGAGAUCGUCAUGGUGGAAGUGCCAAAGAGGUUCAGUAUGCCCAAUAUGGCCAUGUACGAUGGAACAACAGACCCUGAUGAGCACGUAUCCCUCUACAAGCAGAAGAUGAUGACUAGCUCGAUCUCCAGAGAUAUUAGAGAAGCCAUCAUGUGCAAAGGCUUUGGAGCCACAUUAUCAGGGAUGGUGAAUCUCUUCAAGAUUCAAUUAGCUAGUAGCAGGAAAAUCGAGAAGCAAUCCUCAGAUCUCUACCGUGUUGUGCAAAGACAUGGAGAAUCCUUGAGGGAUUAUCUUAACAGGUUCAACAGGGAGAAGAUCGGGAUACACAAGUGCGAUGCUCCUACAACAAUCGAUGCAUUCAAAAGGGGGUUGCUAGAUCAUAGUGAACUCUAUAAGGAAUUAACAAAGUAUCCCUGCACAACCUUUGAAGACGUACAAGCCAAAGCUAUGGCACAAGUCAGAUUUGAAGAAGAUGUGUAUGCAAAGAAGACUCCAGAGCCAGAUCGCCAGCCAAGAAGGAAUAUUGGCCAUACAACUGACGAAUGCGUCGCGCUCAGGAAGGAAGUUGCUUACCUAUUGAAGAAGGGCUACAUUAAAGAAUUCUUGUCAGUUAGGACCGGAAGGGAGAAUGAAUCCAAGCAAGGUGCCCCCCUACCUCCUCCUCCAAUCGUCAAGACCAUAUGCUUCAUAUCAGGAGGGUCAGAGGUGUGCGGCUUAACAUAUUCAGCAGUGAAGCGGCAUGCAAAAGAAAGCCAUAUGGAUCAGCCCGAUAGAAAGGCAAGGUCAAAGAUGGACAUCCUAAUCAUGUUCGAAGAAAUUGAUGUCGUAGAAGGCCAUCAUGAUGGCCUAGUUAUUUCACUCCCAGUAGGAAAUUGCAUGAUCAAGAGAAUCCUCGUUAACAACGGAAGCUCCGCGAACAGCAUUAUGAUUGAUACCUUGAAACAUAUGAACAUUGAUGAGAAGAGCAUCGUCAACAAGUCAACAAUGCUAGUAGGUUUUAGCGGAGAGACCAAGAAAACAAGCGGAGAAAUAACAUUGGCAACUUACACAAAAGGGAUUAACCUGCAAGUCAAGUUCCUAGUGAUCGACACCUUAUCGUCGUAUAAUAUGAUUCUGGGCAGACCAUGGAUACACGAAAUGAAGGCUAUCCCAUCUACUUAUCAUAAAGUCAUUAAGUUCCCUACAAGGUGGGGCAUUCAAGAAAUUAAAGGGGAUCCUAAAGAAGCCAAAGAAUGUUACAAGAUCUCCCUGAAAGCAACAUCCGUAGAGAAGAGUUCAGCAUAG